GGACGACAAGAAUACUGCAAAGAAGAAGUUUGAACAGCCUUUGCUCAACCUUUUUUUCAUUCUUGUGUGUUAUUGAAAUCAGUUGCUAUUCAGGUAAUUCUCAAUCAUUUUCUUCUUUCUGUUCUUUUCUUUUCUUUUAUUUUCUUGGAUUUUGUUUUGUCGCUUUCUUAUUUAUUAGUUUGUUUUGGAGAUGAACGCUUGAUUUGAUUUGUUUGUUAGAAGUUGUUUUGCAUGAAAUCUACAGACGUAAUAUUGUAGCUAAAAGAUCAAUGGCGAGAGACAUCGUUGGAUCUCCCAAGAUCCACCAGAUAAUGGACCCCACCAACCGGCGGCUCACUUACGCCUUCGUCGUCGCCGCCCUCUGCGCGCUCUUCUACGCCCUCGGCGCGUGGCAGAACUCCUCCCCUCCCUCCUCCCUCAAUCCCACCUCCAACCUCGGCACCACCGCCGCCGCCGGCUGCGACUGCUCCUCUUCCUCCACCUCCUCCUCCCUGCCCGCCCUCGAUUUCGAAGCUCACCACCAGAUGAACGCCAGGGACGCGGCGGGCUCCGCCGCCGCGGCCGUCGACAAGUUCCCGGCCUGCCCCUUCAAUUUCAGCGAGUACACGCCGUGCCAGGACAGGACGCGCGGGCGGCGGUUCGACCGGACGAUGCUGGUGUACCGGGAGCGGCACUGCCCCGGGAAAGACGAGGCCAUCCGGUGCCUCGUGCCGGCGCCGCCCAACUACAAGACGCCCUUCCGGUGGCCCAAGAGCAGGGACUACGCCUGGUACGACAACAUCCCUCACAAGGAGCUCAGCAUCGAGAAGGCGGUCCAGAACUGGAUUCAGGUGGAGGGCGACCAGUUCAGAUUCCCCGGCGGCGGCACCAUGUUCCCGCGCGGCGCCGACGCCUACAUAGACGACAUUAACGCACUCAUCUCCUUGACGGACGGCAGCAUCAGAACUGCCAUCGACACCGGCUGUGGAGUUGCUAGUUGGGGAGCUUACCUUUUGAAGAGGGACAUUGUAACAAUGUCAUUCGCACCAAGAGAUACUCAUGAAGCACAGGUGCAGUUUGCUCUGGAGCGAGGAGUUCCGGCGAUGAUCGGAGUGAUGGCCACCCAGAGACUGCCGUAUCCGGCGAGAGCUUUCGAUAUGGCUCACUGCUCCAGAUGUCUGAUUCCUUGGUAUGCUUAUGAUGGUUUGUACCUAAUCGAAGUCGAUCGAGUUCUAAGACCAGGAGGUUACUGGAUUCUAUCUGGUCCCCCAAUUCACUGGAAGAAGUACUACCGAGGCUGGGAGAGGACUCAAGAAGAUUUGAAGCAAGAACAAGACUCGAUUGAGGAAGUCACGAAGCGACUAUGCUGGAGGAAGGUGAUCGAGAAGGAAGACCUCUCUAUUUGGCAAAAGCCCAUCAACCAUGUAGAGUGUAGCCGAGUUCAAAGGAGCUAUCAAACUCCUCAAAUCUGCGAAAACGAUAACUUCGACUUUGCUUGGUAUAGGAAAAUGAGUGCUUGCAUAACUCCGUUGCCAGAGGUAAGCAAGCAAGAUGAAGUUGCUGGAGGUGAGCUGAAGAAAUGGCCUGAAAGGGCAUUCGCAAUGCCACCAAGAAUUAGUAGUGGUUUAGUCCCUAGCUUGAGUCCUACGCAUUUUGAGGAAGACAAUGCAACAUGGAAAGAGAGAAUCGAAUACUACAAGAGGGCUAUCCCGCCUUUGAGUCGAGGACGAUAUCGAAACAUUAUGGACAUGAAUGCUUACUUGGGCGGAUUUGCAGCAUCUAUGAUUGAUUAUCCUGUUUGGGUUAUGAAUGUUGUCCCUGCAAGCUCAAACCCUGACACCCUCGGUGUGAUCUACGAGAGAGGAUUCAUCGGCACGUACCAGGACUGGUGUGAAGCCUUCUCGACGUAUCCUAGGACUUAUGAUCUCAUCCAUGCUAAUGGUAUCUUCAGCACAUAUCAGGACAGGUGUGACAUAACAUACAUACUCUUGGAGAUGGAUAGGAUACUGAGGCCAGAGGGAACGAUAAUAAUUCGUGACACGGUUGAGGUGCUUACGAAGGUUCAGGCGAUCACAGACGGUAUGAGGUGGGAAAACCAGAUACUGGAUCAUGAAUCUGGACCUUACAACCCUGAGAAGAUCCUUUUGGCUAUCAAAACUUACUGGACAGCCGAGCCAUCAACCGAGUAAUAGAUGCUUGAUCUACAUGUUCUUCCAAAUCAUGUAUGCCUUAAAUUUUGUAGAAUAGGUGUGCAUUUUCUCUUCAAUAUACCAAUGUGAUUUCUUUUACUUUCCUUUUUUUUCCUUGAUAAUUCAAUCAUCUUAUUGAUCCACGAAUACCAUUUAGUAAGUCAGUGCCCUAAGAUGGUUGCCUAUCACUAGCAAGAAAAGUGUCUAAAUGCUGUA
This is a messenger RNA of Zingiber officinale, 2384 nucleotides long. RefSeq names its product probable methyltransferase PMT18. The transcript is spliced from 5 exons. The coding region runs from base 270 to 2168 and encodes 632 amino acids. Gene Ontology annotation, molecular function: methyltransferase activity. The record is from RefSeq and is a predicted model, not a curated record. NCBI's taxonomy places the organism in Eukaryota, Viridiplantae, Streptophyta, Magnoliopsida, Zingiberales, Zingiberaceae. Gene Ontology annotation, cellular component: endosome; cytoplasm; trans-Golgi network.